GCGGCGGGGCAGAGCUCGGUCGGUGGCGUCGCGAGGGAGCGUCGUCCGUGUGCUCCUGGAGGCGCUGCCGGAGGCUUUGUCUCCGCGCUGAGCCGCUCCGGGAUGUUCUGCCUCCUUUCUAAGGCGCUCUCUUACUUCUGGAGACGUGCAGGUGACGAAGAUGAGAGAUGGGCGACCUCAGGUGAUCAAGAAUUGAAAACGGUACAAGGAGUAGUGACAAGACUUUGCCAUGAUUAUGGGAUGAUAGAUGACAUGAUAGUCUUCACAAAGGAUGUUGUUACAAAAAAUAUGUUGCUGGCCAUUGGACAAGAAGUUAUUGCCACAGUGGAAGAGGAUAAAACAUCGGGUGGCCUGAAGGCUAUCAAGAUAGACACCAUCCAGGAUACACAAGAAGACUUCAGUCCUACUUUUGAUGCCUCUGAACAAAAUAACAAAACAUUAAUUGGCAGUAUUACCUCUCUCUCUAAGCAUGGUGGCUAUAUUAAUCAGAAUACUUACUUUGCAAUGGAAGACGUCUGGGAAGAUUUCAAACCCUGUGAAGGUGAUUGGGUGCAAGCAAAGUAUUUUAUUAAUUUGACAACAUGGAAGAGUGAAGCAGUUGCUGUAAGGCCUCUGAGAUAUAAGCAAGUAAACAAGGUUCGCAUUUCCAGCAUCUGUGGAAAAACUGGGACAGUAGAUGAGAGUAUAUUUUUCACUUUGGAUUCCUUGAGACUUCCUGAUGGCUAUUCACCUCGUAGACAUGAUCUAGUGAAUGCAAUUGUGGUGGAAAGCAGUCAGUCGUGUUAUAUUUGGAGAGCCCUCUGCCUGGUGCCAGUCAGCGAGGAUGGGAAUAAAGGGAGUGUACCACAGUCCUUGAUCAGCUGCAGAUUAGCUGGAUGGGUGAAAGAUAAGCAAUUCAGGGUUCAGAUUCCUCAAAAAUGUGAGAACAGCCCAGAAGCAUCUCUGCCAUCUUUUCCAAUAAAUCAAGAAGACCUCUCAAAAGAUGGAGUUAAUUCACUUAACAGCAGUGGAGAAACAACAUGUGAGUCAUCGAACAAUACAUCCAUUAUAAAGAACGGAGUCAUUCCAGAAGGAAUGAAUUUUCAAGAUACAGAUUUAUCAAGGACUGAAGAAAACAUUUCCUUGGUGAAAGAUGAAAAUCUACAAAAUGGAGGAAGUGAGCAAAGAGAACAUGUGGAGCAACCAACAAAGCAUGACAAAAUUACUGGAGAAAUUGUAAUACCACCAGGUGGAAAAACAUUCAUAGUGGUCAUAUGCACAGCUGUGAAUCAUGGGCACAGUAAAGAGCUCCUGUUACUUGGCUUUUCUGAUUUUACUGUUGGACGCUAUAUUGAAGCCACUGUAACAAAUGAAGAAGAGUUACUUAUAGCACCUGUGGAACCAUUUUCUCCAAGAAAGCCUAAAAUUAUUGCAGAUUCUCAGCUAAGGAAGACAACAGUGACUGGCCCUAAAAACAGAAGAAAUAACAGAAGGUGGUGUUCAAACUUUCUCCCACAUUAUACCAUACCGGAUGAAUUAAGAAGAUGUGUGGAGCAGAAGUUAGACAUACUGACCUUUCAGCCCCUCCUAGCAGAGCGUCUUAAUCUAGAUAAUUAUAAAGCAAACUUCUCUACUCUUUUGUGGCUUGAAGAGAUCCAAGCAGAAAUGGAUUUAAAAUGUUUCAGCAUGAGUGGAAUUACUUUGAAAAGGAAUGGGAACUUUUUAGUGCUGGAAGUGCCAGGAGUAGAAGAGGGCAGACCUCGCCUGGUUCCAGGUGAUAAGGUGAUACUGAAAAGUCAGGUCUACUCGGAGCAUAUAAUAGAGUACAUUGCCUUUAUUACUGAGAUAUGUCAUGAAGAUGUUACUCUUAAAGUUAAUGCAGACUUCGAACAAGCUUACAACUUGGAACCCAUGGAUGUGGAAUUUGUUCAAUGCAGGAUUCCUAGCAGGCGAUGCCAGUUGGCAAUUCAGCAAGCUUCCUACCUGGGUGAAAAAGUGUUAUUUCCGGAAAGGCUUGUCUUGCAAUCACCACAAGCUAUCAAGACACAGAAUACUACUGAGUAUUGUGGUGUUGGCGAUGGCCUUAAACAAUCUUCACAGCAGGAAAGUAAGGUAAAAAAAAAGAAGAACAAACAGGCAAAAGGCAUGACAUCAAGAGAGGUGAAUGUACAGGAUAUGAUGAGAGUAACUCUGCCAACAAGCCAACUUGUUGGUGAAACUGUGGCACUUAAAGAGAGAGCUGAUCAAUUUUUCAAUCCGAUGCUGAAUGUGCAACAGAAACUGGCGGUGAAAAGGAUACUGAGUGGCGAAUGUCGCCCAACACCUUAUAUUCUCUUUGGACCACCAGGAACUGGAAAAACAGUAACAGUAAUUGAAGCUAUUUUACAGAUCCAUUAUACUCUACCAGAUAGUCGGGUUUUGGUAUGUGCACCAUCAAAUGCUGCAACAGAUCUGAUUUGCUUGCGGCUGCAUCAAAGCAGUCUCUUAAAACCGGGAGCUAUGGUCCGAGUUAAUGCUGCCUUCAGGUCAGCAGAGCAAAUUGAUGACAUGGUGAAACCUUACUGCAAAGAUGGUGAUGAUAUUCAGAAAGCAUUGUGGUCCAGGAUAGUAAUUACAACAUGCAGCAGUGCAGGAUUGUUUUAUCAAGCAGAUACACGGCUUGGACACUUCACGCAUGUGAUUCUGGAUGAAGCAGGGCAAGCAAGUGAACCGGAGAGCCUGAUUCCUAUUGGAUUGAUUUCAGAAGCUCAUGGACAGAUAGUUCUUGUUGGAGAUCCAAAGCAGUUAGGGCCGGUAAUAAAAUCUAAACUUGCACUGACUUUUGGAUUAAGUAUGUCCUUGCUGGAAAGACUGACAUCAAGAGAGCUAUAUCUGAGAGAUGAGGAUGCUUUUGGUGCCUGUGGAGCAUAUAAUCCUUUAUUGAUCACAAAACUCACGAAGAACUACAGGUCACAUUCUGCAUUGCUUGCCUUGCCAUCUAAAUUGUUUUAUCAUAAGGAGCUAGAAGUUUGUGCAGACGCUUCAGUAGUAACUUCUUUGUUGAAUUGGAGUAAAUUGCCCAGGAAGGGAUUUCCAUUAAUUUUUCAUGGAAUAAAGGGCACUGAAACUCGUGAAGGUCACAGUCCUUCAUGGUUUAAUCCAGCUGAAGCAGUUCAAGUGAUGCAGUACUGUUGCCACCUUGCUAAAAAUGAAAACGCUGCAGUGUCAGUGACAGAUAUUGGAGUAAUUACACCAUAUCGUAAACAGGUGGAAAAAAUUAAAUUUCUUCUGAGAAGUAUUGAUUUGGCAGACAUUAAAGUUGGCACAGUAGAAGAGUUUCAAGGGCAGGAGUAUACAGUUAUCAUCUUAUCAACAGUGCGAUCUCAGGAAGACUUAAUUGAUGAUGAAAAAUACUGUUUGGGCUUUCUUUGUAACCCAAAGAGAUUUAAUGUAGCAAUUACUAGAGCAAAAGCUUUGCUGAUUGUCGUGGGAAAUCCUCAUGUUCUUGUGAAAGAUCCCUGUUUUUGUGCACUGUUAGAAUAUAGUUUAAUGAAUAGAGUUUAUGUAGGUUGUGACCUGCCCUCGGAGCUGGAAUGCCUGCAGAAGUGUGACUAGUUUUUCAGUGUUCAAGAUGCAUUCAGUCCUCAUCUGUUUUGAAACUAAGAAUACUUAACAGAAAUUUAGCCUGGAGCAAAUGAAGCAUUUUUUGUCCUCAGGGAGAGAGGCACAUGGUCUGAAAUGGAUGAAAGUUUCUGCAAACAAGAUUUUCAUUUUCUUAAGAAGUGAAAAAGUUGAAAUUAAUAGUAUAAAACAGUAGUGGCAACUCACUUGCUUUUCUGUUAAAAAUGUACAUGACCAGGCCUCUGCAAAGAAGAGUAUGCCUGAAUCUAUAACUGUAUGCCUGAAUCCUCCAUGUUUCAGAAGAAAAAUAUUGAAGAACUCUUACAUAAGCUUUUCCUUAUUCUAUAAUUGUUUCAGCUUCUCAGUUUUUUCUGACUUGUGUAGUGCCACCUAAAACUGGGCUGUCCCAAGAACAUAUAUGUGUCCUGUUAUUGUCAUGGGAGUGUUACAGUAAUAUUUCUACAAUGUGAACUGGAAUGAUACAUUAACAUCCCGCAACUGAUGUCUAGUACCUUAAGCCAAGCAUGCUUAAAAACUCCAAGUUUUUAACGCCUUUGUUUAGUUUCCACUGCAGUCCAGCCAUCUGCUGUGGUGUAUGUCAGAACAAUACCUUAAGUGGUGGGUUAAAAUAAAAGAAAAAAAAAGAGAAAAAUAGAAAAUGUGUUUUCCUUUCUAUAAAUACACUGUAGAAUAAAGUACCUUGUUUUAUUUUGGCAAAAUUAAAUAACUGAUGGUUUAACAGUAUUCCUGCUCUUGGCUUCAUUUUGCACUGUGCUUUCCCAAUAAACAGCAUUUUUCUCUAUUCC
This is a messenger RNA of Chiroxiphia lanceolata (lance-tailed manakin), 4385 nucleotides long. RefSeq names its product Mov10 like RISC complex RNA helicase 1 (gene MOV10L1). Gene Ontology annotation, molecular function: helicase activity. The coding region runs from base 103 to 3573 and encodes 1156 amino acids. The transcript has 26 exons. NCBI's taxonomy places the organism in Eukaryota, Metazoa, Chordata, Aves, Passeriformes, Pipridae. The record is from RefSeq and is a predicted model, not a curated record.